GGGAGGUUCCUUAUUAACUGGGAGCAGCUGGCUGGGCCGAGGCUUAAGCCGGAGCCCGGGAGGCAAGCGGUACCUGCAGUGGCGCGUUCCUUCUCCCCGGGAAACUGCAGCCCUCGGCAUGGCUCAGGAGUUCGUGAACAGCAAAAUCCAGCCUGGGAAGGUGGUGGUCUUCAUCAAGCCCACCUGCCCCUACUGCCGGAAGACCCAGGAGAUCCUCAGCGAAUUACCCUUCAAGCAAGGGCUCCUGGAAUUCGUCGAUAUCACGGCCACCAGCGACAUGAGCGAGAUCCAAGAUUACUUGCAGCAGCUCACGGGGGCCAGGACGGUGCCCCGAGUCUUCCUCGGGAAAGACUGCAUCGGAGGCUGCAGUGAUCUGAUAGCUAUGCAGGAGAAGGGGGAGCUGCUGGCCCGGCUGAAAGAGAUGGGCGCCCUGCGGCAGUGACAGAGCCAUCCCCACCCUGACGUGCCUCCCUGGGAGCCGGACGGCUUUGCAAACGUUGGCAGCACUUCCUGGUGGACAGAAUUUGGGGCAGAAAUUCUUGGGGUUCCAUAAUGCAAAGCGGACCGACUUGCCCCUGAGCUCCGGGCCCAGAGGGUUGAAGGGCUGUGCUGCUUUUCUUCAUGGGUUCUUAUGGCACCAGAAGACCGGUACACGUCCUGGCCAAGGCUGCACUCACGGACUUGGAAGCUGUCCCUCUCUCCACAUGAGUUUCCUGUCCUUCUCUGUGUCCUGCGCGGCCCCGAUCACAAUCAGCCUUUGUCACCCAUGUUUAUCCAGCGCCACCCCUCCGCACACCCAUAAAACUAACUCUACCUGCUGUUCUGCUGCUUCCUCAAGCAGAAGUUCUUUUGCUGGGCUGGAGUUUGUCUUAGGAACUCGCUGGAUAUUCAGAAUGUGUUUUGUCAAACUGCAUCCAAGCCUCCCCUCCGCCCCCACCCCCCACCCCGAGUCAGGGCUUGGAGCCGUGCUGUGGGCGUGGGGCUGUGCUGCCUCGCGGAUGGCAGGAGCAGGCGUGAGCACCCGCUUUGAGGAACCACCUGCUCAGCCUCCACUUGUGGCCCCAAGAGGCGGAGACGCACGCGCAGACGCGGCAGUCCCGGGGCAGCUAAGUGGGAUAAGGUGGGCACCCAGGUCAUCCCAAACGCUUGGGCAGGAACUCGAUGUGGCUUCCCCUUCCCCAGGAGUGUCCGGAAGGAGCCAAAUAAAACGCUCUCCUAAAUGA
This is a messenger RNA of Oryctolagus cuniculus (rabbit), 1223 nucleotides long. RefSeq names its product glutaredoxin (gene GLRX). The record is from RefSeq and is a predicted model, not a curated record. NCBI's taxonomy places the organism in Eukaryota, Metazoa, Chordata, Mammalia, Lagomorpha, Leporidae. Gene Ontology annotation, cellular component: mitochondrion. Gene Ontology annotation, molecular function: glutathione disulfide oxidoreductase activity.